CUCUCUCUGUCUCUCCCCCCUCUCUCCGUUUCUCUGUAUCGGAACGGAAGAAAGAAAAGUAAAAGAGAGGAAAAAAAACGUUGAGCGAAAAACCCUAACCUUUCUCUGUGUGUGUUCAUUUCCGCAUUUAGGGUUCCGAUUUGGAAUUGAGAGAGAAAGAGUGGUUUCUAGGGUUUCGAUGGAGUGAGUGAGACAGCGUUUGUGAGAUCUGCGAAGAAGAGAACCCCGCUUGAAGGACCGUUAACAAUGGCUUCUGCUGAGAGGCAGCUCGAAGAGCAGCUUCGUGAAGCUGGGAACAAGCUUCUAGAUCCUCCUUCAUCCGUCGACGAACUUCUACCUCUUCUCGAUGCUAGGCUUAGUCUAAAGUUGCCGUAGCUUGUUUAAUGCAAGGUAUAGUUUGGUCCGUUUCCAUCCUGUAAUGAGAAAUAGCAUUGCCAUUGCGGUUCCUCUGAGAUUGAGACCAAACAUUAGCAACACUCUACCACAUCACAAGUUCCGGCCAACCUGCUUUCACAGCCAUGAAGGACAUACCAUUAGUUGCGUGCCCUACUCCGCUCCUCAAACAAAGCCCAUGGCGCUUCAUUUCGAGAUUCUUGGCCGGUUCAACCGUGCUCGUGCAGCUCAAUUGACUCUCCCUCACUUUGUGUGUCAAACACCACUAUUUAUGCCAGUGGGUACUCAAGGGACAAUCAAAGGCUUGACAAAUAACGAACUUGAGAGAAUUGGUUGCCAAAUAAUUCUGGGAAACACAUAUCACUUGGCCCUUCGACCUACUUCCGAGCUUCUCGAAGAAGCUGGUGGUCUUCACAAUUUUAUGAACUGGCCACGGGCUAUGCUUACAGACUCUGGUGGCUUUCAAAUGGUCUCAUUGUUGCAUCUUGCUGAUAUCACAGAAGAAGGAGUGACAUUUCAGUCACCGGUGGAUGGCAAGCCAAUGCUUCUUACACCCGAAGAAUCAAUUCAGAUACAAAAUAGAAUUGGAGCAGAUAUUAUUAUGGCUUUGGAUGAUGUCGUAAAGACCACCAUUACUGGUCCAAGAAUUGAGGAAGCUAUGUAUCGAACACUUAGAUGGAUAGACAGAUGCAUAGCAGCGCACAAGAGACCUCACGAUCAGAACUUGUUUGGUAUUGUACAAGGUGGUUUAGAUCCUGAGUUGAGGGACAUCUGUGUCAAAGGUUUGGUAGACCGCAACUUGCCUGGCUAUGCUAUUGGUGGUCUUGCAGGAGGCGAAGAUAAAGAUUCGUUUUGGCGAGUUGUUGCUCAGUGCACUGCUGCUUUGCCAGAGGAUAAACCACGAUACGUUAUGGGAGUUGGUUAUCCACUUGAUAUUGUUGUUUGUAGUGCUUUGGGUGCAGACAUGUAUGAUUGUGUCUACCCCACCCGUACAGCACGCUUUGGGACUGCCCUUAUUCCUGAGGGAGUACUAAAACUAAAACAUAGAGCCAUGGCUGAUGAUACUCGACCAAUUGAUCCUACCUGCCCUUGUAUGGUUUGCAAGAACUACACCAGGGCCUACAUCCAUUGUCUUGUCACUAAAGACGCCAUGGGGUCUCAGCUUCUAUCAUAUCAUAAUUUAUAUUACAUGAUGCGGCUUAGCAGAAAUUUACACACAUCAAUAGUUGAGGGAAGGUUCCCAAAGUUUGUAUGUGACUUUUUACAAACAAUGUUCCCCAAAGGUGAUGUUCCUGAAUGGGUCUGCAAUGCUAUGGAGGUGGCCGGAAUCGACAUUUCUUCCUGCUGUGCUCCAUUUCCAUCAUGCCAAGAAAAGUAUUCCAGCGAUGAAAUCGGAACUAAUGACAUACACAUGGAGUUAAGGCUUACACACACAAGUUAUAGACCAACACGAAAUUUAGAAAUUUAGCCGAGCUUGGAAGGCAUGCACAAAUUAGUUUACACAAUGAUUUUUUUGCAGGUUAAUGCUUACUUUGGUUCUUCUAUGUACAUGCGUGAAUCAUUUUACUUGACUUGUUAAAAUCGAUGAGAACUAAAAUGACCUAUGCGUGUACUUAUGGAGAUCAAAGUGAGCAUUAACCUGCUUACUUUUGGUAGCAUAAAUUUUGUAUCCUGCAUAUGCUGCUAUGAGUAAAAUUUAUUUAAAGGUUUACAGCAAAUCUUUUGUUCUUUUCAAUUCUUAUUGUCAACACAAGUGGAGAUUAGGGUUGUGUUCGUGAAAGGAAAAAGAAAUGGUGUAACAUUAUUUAAGUCUUGCUGUUUAUGUCGUGUCAUUUUAUAUCUUUUAAUUUGAACUUGAAAGAGCCUUCUUUAAGCAAA
Arachis duranensis is the source of this 2271-nucleotide messenger RNA. RefSeq lists its product as uncharacterized. Lineage: Eukaryota; Viridiplantae; Streptophyta; Magnoliopsida; Fabales; Fabaceae. The transcript has 17 exons. Gene Ontology annotation, cellular component: cytosol. The record is from RefSeq and is a predicted model, not a curated record. Bases 419 to 1861 code for a protein of 480 amino acids. Gene Ontology annotation, molecular function: tRNA-guanosine(34) queuine transglycosylase activity.